AUGUGCAAAACUAGUACAUCUAAAAGGACAACACAACAAUUUAAAAGCCUUAAUGCGUACGGAGCAAGUACACCUCUAAAUUUGAUAGGGAAAUUUGAAUCAGAAAUAUGUGUCGACGGGGAAAUACAAUCUGCAGAAUUUCUGGUGACAGAUACUGUUUGUGGAUCUUUGUUAGGAUAUCGUACAGCGACUGCGCUGAAAGUGUUAAAAAUAGGUGCAAAUAUAAAUACGUUGGAAAGCAAUGAAGAAUUCAAAAGGAAAUACCCAGAAUGUUUUCAUGGAACUGGAAAAUUGAAAGAUUUUCAGUUAAAAUUACAUAUUGAUAAGACUAUUGAGCCAGUUGCUCAGCCUGUAAGAAGGCUGCCAUUCAGCUUAAGGGAAAAAGUUGAACAGAAAAUCGAGGAUUUAGAGUCAAAGGACAUAAUAAAAAGCAAUAGGUGCUACACCAUUUGUGUCGCCAUUAGUUGCCGUGACCAACGGAAACAAUGA
Mercenaria mercenaria is the source of this 489-nucleotide messenger RNA. RefSeq lists its product as uncharacterized. The record is from RefSeq and is a predicted model, not a curated record. NCBI's taxonomy places the organism in Eukaryota, Metazoa, Mollusca, Bivalvia, Venerida, Veneridae. The transcript has a single exon. The coding region runs from base 1 to 489 and encodes 162 amino acids.